Molecule: messenger RNA, 5046 nt
Organism: Cherax quadricarinatus
Lineage: Eukaryota; Metazoa; Arthropoda; Malacostraca; Decapoda; Parastacidae
Source: RefSeq, a predicted model, not a curated record
AUGAAUGAUGUAUCUCAGCCCUCAGAUACAGGCUCCUGGAAAGAAGGAAGAUUAUCAUACCUCCGACCACACGAGCCAUCAGCACUUGAGAUAGCAGCAGAACAAAUGAGACUGUGGCCAAAUAUAGAACAAAAGAAACAGCGAGAAUUAGUUGAACAAGAAGAAUCGACACUCUACUCACAAGCAAUACAUUAUGCAAAUAGAAUGGUAUUUCUUCGAAUUCCUCUUGAUGUCAAUGCAGCUGUUCAUAAACGAACCUUUAAUGACAGGGACACUGCCAGUAACAGCAUAACCAACAGUAUGGCAGAAAGUGACAGUUUAGAUGCUGAGUCAGGAUUUGAGGACCAGGAACAAAGUGACCGAGAAGCAAGUGUAGUGCGCUUUGUCUCCAGAUUUGUAGACAAAGUGUGCACGGAAGGAAGUGUAACAGAGGAGCACAUAAAGUCCUUACAUCAGAUGAUACCAGGUGUGGUAGCUAUGCAUGUUGAGAUGUUGGAUGCAGUGUACAAAGAAUCUAAACGCUUACCACCAAUACAGAAGUCGACUAUAUACAUCAGACGUGAUGCAUAUAGGCAGAGUGUAGAUGGUACUUACAAACCUGAUCCAAGGUACACAGAAAUAGUUUAUGGUCAGCCCAAGAUUCUUUUGCCAUCAUUAGUACCUGGAGAGGAAGUUAUGUACGAGGGUCUGCGAGUUUACUUGUUGCCUGAUGGUCGAGAGGAAUCUACUGGAGGUCAUGUGGGCGGUCCUAUGUUACUGCCUGCUGAAGGAGCAUUGUUCCUCACUAAUUACAGACUCAUAUUCAAGGGUCUCCCUACUGACCCUUAUGCGUGUGAACAAGUAGUUGUGCGGUCUAUGCCUGUGUCGUCCAUAACCAGAGAAAAGAGAGUACCAGCCAAUCAACAUCCAGGUCCUAUGGAUCAGUGGCUAAACGAAGGCCUUCAGAUACGAUCUAACACCUUCCAGCUGAUUAAAGUUGCCUUUGAUGAGGAAGUUCCGCAGGAGAGUAUUGAAACAAUGCGAAAAUUAAUCAACCGGAUGCGACACCCACCAACUAUCCACCAUCUUUUCGCUUUUGUGGGCCACAGCCAUGUACCUCAGACACCCAGUAGACAACAAAAAGACAAGCCUGGAUAUGGUACACUAAGAGGGUUUGCAAAGAAAACCUUGAUGAAAACUGCUAAGGCUGCAGGUCUAAAGCCAAGCAAAGGAGGCAAGCGACACAAGUAUGUGUUCCCUAGUAAUAACAAGUCUAUGACAUCCCCUGGACGAAUGAGCCUAGCCCAGAUGACCAACAUGGAUUUAAGUAAUGAAGACUUGCCCCAUGAUGAUGACUUGUCAAGCUCGAGUGCUCGAUAUGGCUUCCUAGGUACGAGUAAUAAAGGCCAGUGUAAGCUGCUGCGUGUAACGUCGCCCGUGAGCCGCAGCUCCGAGGAAUUGGACUGUGGAGGGAGACUCUCACCCAUUGUAGAUGAGCUAGAAGCAUCAGGUUUAAGCAAUGGGUCAACAGGUCAACUGUCUGUUGCUGGCUUGGUUGGUAUUCGUGAGGUAGAUAAUAAAACGCUUGAGAAACUGUCUGAACGCAGCUAUCACAAAGAUUACAUGCGUCUUGGCCUUGGCAGUCUUGGAAGUAAUACUACCACAGUUCCACCAAGAACCAAAUCUGAGUUUAGAGUCACAUCCUCUAAUAUCAAUUAUCAGAUAUGCAGAAGCUAUCCAGCUCUGCUCUCUGUACCGUCCAUUACUGGUGAUGAUAGUCUUCACCGCCUGGCUCGAUGUUACCGCCACAAUCGCUUACCAGUUAUCACCUGGCGACACCCUCGUACUAAAGCUCUACUUUUGAGAGGGGCUGGCUUUCAUAGCAUGGGUGUUAGGAGUAUGCUCAUAGGAUCUUCCACGACUACAGGCAACACUAGUGAGGUGUCACAUUCAGUUGAACAAGAGAAGUAUUUAGCAUCAGUGGUGCAGUCAACACCAGUGUCUGUCCUUCGAGAUGGUUCCUCAUGGCGACUCACAGACUCAUCCCUUUCCAUAAACUCCCUGGUGCUGGCAGCAGGGGGACCUACCCUAGAAGUUCCCCAGUAUCAUCCUACUUAUGCUACGCUUACACCUGAAGUUGGCAGAAAAACAAAUCCUCUUUCAAAGGCCAUGAACACAUUACGGACAAGCGGGGGCAAGGGUACUGGCAGGAUGGGGCGGUGGGGCUCCAUGCGCGGGUCACGACUGGGUGUCCCGUCCAGUGGUGGGGCUGGAGGGACCCUUGGGACCCUCCGCCACUACCCUACAACCACCCCUGCCCUUCGUUCCAGCAUCAGCACGGGGCCAAGACUCUCUGUUGAUUCUUCUGACACUGGUUCUGAAGCGGUACAAUCCUUCCACAAGGCUGCUCUCUAUGUUUUCGGUGAAAAAGCACAAAUUAAGGGUAUCAAGACUGACGCUUACCACAAAACAGAGUUCAUCCCAGUUGACUUCACAGAAGUACGACAGAUUAAAUCCUCAUUCAAGAAGCUGAUGAGAGCUUGUAUACCAUCUUCCCCAGCUGCGGAGCAAGAACAGUCUUUUUUCAGAGCCAUUGAAAACAGCGAGUGGCUGAACCAGCUAGAAUCUCUUCUUCAGGUUUCUGGGGCCAUAGUAGAUCUUAUAGACCUGCUUGGUGCAUCCGUUAUGGUGCUGUUGGAAGAUGGGUGGGAUUUCACUGCUCAGGUAACUAGCAUAGCCCAGCUGUGCCUUGACCCAUAUUACCGAACUAUUGAGGGGUUUCGAGUUUUGGUGGAAAAAGAAUGGCUUGCAUUUGGUCACAGGUUCAACCACCGGUCAAAUAUCCUCCAGGGAUCUCAAGCAAGUGGCUUUGCUCCCAUCUUUCUACAAUUUCUUGAUGCUGUUCACCAAAUUCAACGCCAAUUUCCAUUGUCGUUCGAGUUCAAUGAGUACUAUCUCUGCUUCCUGGCCUACCACUAUGUUUCUGCACGUUUCCGCACUUUCCUGAGCGAUUCAGAAUUGGAGAGAGCAGAGUUGGGAAUCAUGGUGGAAGAAGACAAAAGAGGCUCCCUGUCUCGGCACCAUAAAGGUCUGGAAGCAACACAAGAUGAUGAUAUAUAUCCAGGAGGAGGGCGCUUAGGAUCUCCUGGCUCAUCAGGUCACCUGGGACAAUCUGUGUUUGACUACAUAGAGAAGCUCAGUGGACGCUCCACAGUCUUCCACAACUUCCUGUACAUGGGUGAUAGAAUAAGUGACUCAGUGGUGCUACGACCAGUAAAAGAAGUUAGUGCUCUCCAAUUGUGGAGUUAUUUGCUUGGGGAGGAGCUACGUCAUGGGCCAUCGUAUGACCCUGAAGUUCGGAGCUUAGACAGACAACAAGAGGAGGAGGCUGAGGCAGCAGAUGGAACAACUACUACAUCUCAACGCAGGAUAGUCAUGAGUGGGUAUGACUGCAUCUGGGGCAUAGAAUUAGAUGCAUUCUCAGCCCAAUUGGAGGAAUUGCGUCAUCUGGAACUAGAGCUUGGGCAUCUCCCUCAAAAAUGGAACAUGCAUUGGGAUAAGUUGGAACUACCACCACCUGAACAACUCACUCGUCAAGUUUCCAUGACAACUCAGAUGGUGCGCCACCAUGGCCGAAGUGUUCACAAGCGUAGUACGAUUGAAAUACUGAUUAGAGGAAAAACAAGUGGAAGUACUCCAGGUGGUGGUGGAGAUACCCCUCAGGGGUGUUAUUCCCACCCGCAUCGUUUUGAAAAGUACAAUUACACCACGCCCUCGUAUUGUGACCAUUGCUCUUCUUUAUUAUGGGGUCCACUUAAGACAGGGAUGCGUUGCGUGGACUGUGGGUACAACUGCCAUGAAAAAUGUAUAGAAACAGUACCCAAGAACUGUACUCGAUUUAAGAGUGUACGAGAGUCUGGUGUUAGCAUACAAACCAGCACAAAACCUACCAGCUUAGACACUACCUCUGUAGGAUCAGGUGUAACAUCCCUGCAAACUACAUCUCACCAGUACUAUGAACAGUUUUCUUCAAACGUAGCAGAAAACAGAACACAUGAAGGAUAUUUAUGGAAACGUGGUUCUCUUCUUAAAAACUGGAAACAAAGGUGGUUUGUUCUAGACAGUGUAAAGCAUCAGCUACGGUAUUAUGAUAGCAUGGAAGAUUCUCAUUUUAAGGGAAUUAUUGAGUUGUCUGAUGUUGUUGCUGUGAUCCCGUCAGGACCAACACAAGGAGCACCAAAGAAAGUUGAUGAUCGAGCCUUUUUUGAUCUCCAAACAAAACGUCGUCUCUAUAAUUUCUGUGCUUCAGACGGGCAAGCUGCACAAGAAUGGAUUGAGAAGAUACAAUCAUGUUUGCAGUAAAGUGGACUGAGGCCAUACAGGGUGAAUUUAACCAAGUUGGUUUUACAGUGAUAUGAUAGUUGGCUUAAAUUGAUAUGAUAAUUGUAUCUACUGUAAUUUGCUGAAUUUUGAAGAAAAUUUUGUUCAGUCUGGUUCCUGUCCAGUAUUAUUAUGGUGUUUUAAGACUGUUAUAUAAUUCUGAGGUUACUUUAGUAAUUUUUUUGCUGCUCAUUUAAAGCUCUCAUAAUUAUAGCAAUAAUAAUCAAUAGUAAAGUUUCCAUAUAAGUGAAAUGAUAAUUUGCCAACUGGUAAUGUGACUGAUACAUGGACUUGCCUAUCACAAUAUUUAAAUGUAUAUUAAUAGGGACUAAAAUGUUUAGGGGACCAAUCCAUACACAAAAAUAAUAUUCUUUGCAGGCUUUGUCUUCAAGGCUCAUUCUGAAUGGGAAGGUGGGUGAAGUUGAAAAUUAUGAAAACAAUCAUACUUAUUUUAAGUUUGGGGAGUUGGUCAAUCUGCUCGUGUUUUUAUAGUCUUUUUCAUUUUUCUAUUGGAAAUUUGCAUUAAGACUUAAAAGAGAGCAAAAAUAGUUGGAAUCUGAAAGACAGGAAUUUCUGUAGGUUGCAUUUAAUAGAGUAAGAGUGAUCUGAAUAUUUCUCUAGGUUUUGUUUGGAGUAACAUGAAAUUCAAUCUAAAUUCAUUUUCAUAUUACAGAUUGACUUCUUCCA